Amphibalanus amphitrite is the source of this 4076-nucleotide messenger RNA. Its product is annotated as serine/arginine repetitive matrix protein 2-like. The record is from RefSeq and is a predicted model, not a curated record. NCBI's taxonomy places the organism in Eukaryota, Metazoa, Arthropoda, Thecostraca, Balanomorpha, Balanidae. The transcript is spliced from 7 exons. The coding region runs from base 980 to 2941 and encodes 653 amino acids.
CGGACGGCGGGCCGGCCGGGCCGCGCCGUGCCUACCGCGGCGACUGGUGCCGUGAGGUCGGGUAUCAGCCGGCAGUGCUGCCCUAUAGGUGCGACCUGCCGCGGGGGCGCUCUGUGGGACUGGCCAGGCCGUGACAGGCCGUGUGGAACCGGGCCAGGAGUGACGAGUGUCCGAGUGUGCCGCGGAGGGAACUGAGUGGGUGUGAUGGGCAGGGACUGAGUCGGGAGUGUGAUGAGCAGGAAAUGAGUGUCUGAGUAGUGAGUGUGAUGGGCAGGGACUGAGUGUUGGAGUGUGUCGUGGAGGGGACUGAGUGUCCGAGUGUGCUGCAGAGAGAACUGAGUGUCUGAGUGUGAUGGACACGGACUGAAUGCCGGAGUGUGCCGCGGAGGGAACUGAGUGCCUGUGUGUAAUGGGCAGGGACUGAGUGUCACACCGAGUCAGAGUGUCAAAACAUGUCUAGGUGGGACUGAGGGUAAUACGCGGGUACCGAGUGUCCCGAUCAGUGUCUGUGUGCCGGGCGGGGUGUUCCACGUGUCGUUCGUCGGCCGCAGACGGCAGGGGCUGCUGCCCUGGGCGCGGCCGGGCGUGUGAGUGCGGUGUGCGGCCCGUGCAGUCUCUGCCCGCUCGUGUGUGAGCGCGGUGAUUGGCUCGGUAUGACCGGCUACUAGCGGCAGUGAUUGGCUCGGUAUGGUCGGCCGUCGGAAGCGCUGAUGGGGGAAAAUUCGGUUACCGAUUGCUGCGGGAGUGCUGACGGAUAUGUGAUUUGGCUUUUUUGUGGUAACGAUUAUCUGAUGCGAUAUGUAAGCGCAAUGUGACAGCAAAUGAGUAAUUGGGACAUUUGGAGAUAAGGUCCCCUGAUAUCGAUGUCUUCCAUGCAUGCCUAUUUGAUGUGAGGCGUUAAGACUUAAGACUACUGAAUCUGUCCCGUCAAGGGCACCCAGUCUUCCAUUUUUUAUUGUGCAAUGUAAUGUGAUGUGCAAUGUGGCGAGGUAACCAAGUCUUCCAGUCGUCUUCCAUGCGUAGUAUUGUCGGUGAUAUUGUGAAUGUGCGUGUCCACUCGGACCUGGGCUCUGUGGCGCCGCCUAGUGGUGACCUGCCGCACCUCAGUCCUGCGCGGCGGGCCGGGGCGCCGACUGGCGGCGGCCGGCCGAACCACGAGCCGGCCGGCUGCCGGUGCCUGACGCUGAGUCCGGAGGCCGAGAGGGCGCUGGUGAGCGCCCUGCGCCACACCGUACAGUCGGUGCUCAGCCCGGCGCCCAAGAAGCGGCGGUGGCGCGCCCGGCGGCGGGGCAGAAAACGGCUGCAGCCAGGCAGCGCGGACGGCGGCGGGACCAGUGCCGAGAUGACGGGCGCGGCGGGACGCAGCGUCGCCAUGUCUCUGCUGUAUCCCAGCGAGGUGCCCCAGGGUAGCGAGCGGCCGGCGCAGAUCCGUGGCGGAAGCGGCGCCAGCGAGAAACGCUCCAGGAGCGACCGAUCCCCCUCGGGCAGUCGGAAACACAAGAAGUCCAAGAAGCACAAGCGGGACAAGUCCCGGUCUCGGCGCUCAAAGAAGGAGAAGCGGAAGAAGAAGCGACGCGCUGAGCAGGACAGCGACGCCUCCCAGUCACACAGCUCAUCAUCCUCGAAGAAAAAGAAAAAGCGAAAGCGCCGAUCAGACAGAAGCUCCUCUCGGGAAAACAGGGCUGAGUCGGCCGGGAGGUCCAGCCGCCUGUCGAGCGGUCGCAGCAGCACGGCCAGCUCCCGGGACGACAGCGGCAGCCCCCGACCGCGCGCGGACGCUACGGCUCCCACCGGCAAGGUACCGGGGACCAGUAAUGGUCGCUGUCCCGACUCCAGUUCAGUGAGGAGCAGCUGCUCUCCUCUGGGUCGGCCGCUCAGCGGCGGACAGAGCGCCGCGCGGGCCGCCGAGAAGCCCGGCCUGCCGCCGCUGCCGCCGCUGCCGCCGUCCUCCCCCGGCGGCGGGUCGCCGUCCGACCGCAGCCCCGUCGGCUCGGCGCUGGACAACUACGACAGACUGGCGGGCGACGGCGGCCGGCCGCGGCCGCUGCCGGCCGACCCGACCCGCCCCCCGGUCGCCAUUCACAUGGCGCCCGGCCGGCGGCCGCUGGCGCUGCGCUCACGCCAGUUCGGCGACGAGGACGAGUCACCGCCGCGGCCUCCGCUGCCGCGCGAGCCGCCGCCGCCGCUGCCGCCGGCCAGCCCGCCGGCCGGCUCGGGUGGCUCGCGCAGCGCCGGCAGCUCUCCGGCCGCGGACGGGCCGCAGCUGUCCGCGCUGAGUCGUCUGACGGCCGCGCAGCCGGCGGCCCAGCGGAGCCGGCCAGGGCGCCGCCACCUCAGCCCGCCGUCCAGCUACCGGCGCUCCGCCGACGACUCGCCGCCGGCCGCGGCCGCCGCCGCGCGGUCCCGGCGCAGCAGCAGCCGCAGCCGCAGCCGCAGCCGGAGCCGCAGCCGGAGCCGGAGCCGGAGCCGCUCCCGGCACAGCCGGAGCCGGUCACCAGCCAGUGAGCGGCUCCGGCCCAGCCGCAGUCGCAGUCGCAGCCGCAGUCGGUCGCCCGCCAGCGCCAGGUCGCGCCCCGGUCGCAGCUCUUCUCGGUCUCGGUCGAGGUCUCGGUCGGGGACCCACUCGCGGUCCCGCAGUCGCUCCUGGACUCGGUCUCGGUCGCGGUCGUGGUCCCGCUCCCGCCGCUCGCGGUCGGGCAGCAGCUCGUCGCGCCGCAGCCGUCGCUCGCCGUCGAUCCCGCGGCGCCGCGGCUCGCCGUCGUUCCGCGAGAGUCGGCGGAUCACCAGCGCCCGAAAGCGACCGAUCCCGUACAACCGGCCGGCGCCGUCCUCCUCUUCUUCGGACGAGAGUGAGCGCAGCGAGAGCCGCAGUCCGACCCACACGCCGAGCCCGCUGCGGCGCGCGCGCGCCGAGCGGAGCGCCAGCGCCGGCCGCCGCUGACCGGCCCGGCGUACCGCUCCGACCGGGCAGCGCCGCCCCGCGCCGGCCGCCGGUACCUCUGACUCGCGCUCCCUCCGCUCGCCCCGAGUCAGAGGGCAGAAGGCUUGCUCAGACUUUCUCAGAUCCCCCCACACCGGCUUUCUGUUAUGGAGCUGCUGACCACCGACGGGCGAGGCAAUAUUGUGCAGAUGUGCUAUGGCGCAGAAUGGGUAGCUCGAUGAGGGCCUUUUGCGUACCUAUAAGGUGACUAUUUUGUACGUUUUUUUUUUCUAGGUCAGUGUCAUGUCCUCUUUCCUCCUUAUUUAUACCUAUUUAUCGUUUUAUAUUGUUUUAAUUGUUAUUUGUCGUCUUAUAGUUUAAUUAGUGGCUAGGUAUUUAUUUGUUUAUGUAUUUAUUUAUGUAUUUAUUUAUUUAUGUAUGCAUGUAUUUAUUUAUUUAUUUAUUUAUUUAUUUAUUAUAGGCACCAGAAUUUGCAUGAGAAAUAGCUUCCAUCGCGUGCUGUUACAUAUUCUAGUCAUGCAGGUCAACUGUUUUCUAGUCAUUUUGAUGUGAUAGUUGGCGUGGUCAUAUCGUUUUUAGCUUUUUUUGUUAAGCCUUGAGUCUCAAUGCUGAUCAUUGAUACGACUAUUGAUUUAGAAUCUUCUCAAUGGCCUCAGCGCUCUUGCUCGACUCUUGUCUAUUUUCGCAUAGUUCCUUUGAACGACUACCUUUACUGGAAGAGCGAUAGUCCGCCAUUGUUAGUGAGCAUGUUGAUCGUGCACGUCAUUAUUUAUUCUGCAACUGUAAUCUUUGUUUGAGAGGAGCGACAGCUGCUCGGUUUUAUGACUCCCAUGUGUUAGUUUGUCGAGAAAUGCUCAGGUGUUUGUCAUGAGAGGCGAAGACAGUGUUUGUAUGAUGUAUCAUUAUUUAUUUGACUUGCGCACGCCUGCUAUUUAAGUUAUUUAUUCGAGAGAUGGCAGCUGGGUUGUUUGGGCCCCUGUGUACGGGGUGCUCCAGUGCUGGUCGGUGGGUGGGCGCGCUGUCUGGCCCCACUGCGUCCCCCGCGGGUUGAUCCGCCGCUGACCGCCCACCCCUGUGUCCCCGAGUAUCUGAGAACCCGCCGCUCCGUGUCCGAUAAUACACACGCGGUGGCAGA